AUGGAUGCUUUCAAAUUGUUGACCCGGUCAACAAGAUUCAGCAAGUCGGCGACUGCGCCGGCUGCAGAGUCGACUGCUCGUCUGCCCUCGACGGGCAAGGCGGCGAAUCCGCAGCUCUUCCGAACCGCCGCGGGCGAGAAGCUCGAGUCGGAGAAGAACAAGAAGAAGAGAAAGAGAGGCGCUGCUGCUGCUGAAGAAGAUGGCGAGAAUGAUGCGGCCGAGCUGGACUUUUUCCAGUCCUCUAAGCGCUCUGCUGCAGCUAAGGCGGAAUCUUCUGCCCCCGCCAAGGGCGACGAGGAACAUACCUCAGACCAAGAUGAUGAAUCCGAUGAAGAGGAUGAAAUGGAUGAAGUCGAGCGUCGCACAAUCCUAAACUCGCAUAAGAUCAAGGUGACCGAUCUGCGGGACCUGGACGAGAUCCAGCCCCAGCCUGCGGCUACCACAGAUUCCAAGAAGAAAAAGAAGAAGCAAAAGAAAGAGGAAACGCCCGUUCUCAGCAAAAAGGAGCAGAAGCGCGCGCGGCGCGUGUAUCCCCAGCCUCUGACUUCGUUCAAGGAGCUGCGCACGAGGUACAAGAUCUCGAGCCGGUUGGCGGAGAAUGUUGCGGAACAGGGGUUUACGGUGCCUACGGAAGUGCAAUUGGGAACGUUGCCUCUGCUUCUGGGUGAUUCGUCUGUUUCAAAGUCUAAUGAAGAGCCUGAUUUGCUCGUCGUGGCACCAACUGGCAGUGGAAAGACCCUGUCGUUCUUGGUCCCGGUGAUCAACAAGAUUGUUCGACACCAUCACUCUUCGCAGUCUGAUGAGCAUGGCAUCUUGUCCAUCAUUGUUGCUCCGACUAAGGAGUUGGCAAGUCAGAUUGUGAACGAGGGGCGGAAAUUGGUGGCUGGUACGGGUGUUAAGAUUACUUUGAUGAAAAAGGGCAUGCGUGUGGUGGAACGCGAUGACGAGAAUGAAGCCAAUGUCCUUGAUGAGGAUAGCGAGGCAUCUGGGUCCGACGACGAGGAGGAUGAUGACGACAAGCCGAAGAAGGCGUCUAGCAAUGUUCCAGUCACCAAGAGCGAUAUCUUGGUCACUACACCACUUCAGCUUGUGAACGCCCUCUCGGAGCAUCAGACCAAGCCCAUGGCUAAAUUACCCCUGGUGCGCAGUCUGGUCCUCGACGAAGCAGAUGUGCUACUCGACCCGCUCUUCCGUGAGCAGACCCUCGACAUCUGGCGCUCCUGCAUCCACCCAGACCUACGCGUGAGCCUUUGGUCGGCAACCAUGGGCUCUAACAUUGACGACCUCACCCGGUCAACGAUCAAAGAGCGGCAAGCCGACAUUGGACAGACAAGCACCACACAACACCCGCUUGUCCGUCUCGUCGUCGGUCUGAAGGACUCUGCCAUCCCUAACAUUGAACACAAACUCGUCUACGCCGCUACUGAACAAGGCAAGCUCCUUGGUCUACGCCAACUCCUCCGCCCAGCCGCCGCUACUGCUUCAGACGUCCGUCUCCGCCCCCCAUUCCUUAUCUUCACUCAAACUAUUCCUCGUGCCAUCGCCCUGCACUCCGAGCUUAAAUACGACAUCCCCGCCGAAGCAGGCGGCUCGUCUCGCAUCGCCGUGCUCCACUCUGAUCUAUCAGACACGCAGCGGUCUGAAAUCAUGCGUGAUUUCCGCAAGGGCGAGAUCUGGAUCCUCGUGACAACUGACCUACUCGCCCGUGGCGUGGACUUCCGCGGUAUAAAUGGCGUCGUAAAUUACGACAUCCCCAACUCCGCCGCCGUCUACGUGCAUCGUGUGGGCCGAACGGGCCGUGCUGGCCGCGAGGGCGGUAUCGCCGUGACAUACUACACCAAGGAGGAUAUUCCCUACGUCAAGAGCAUUGCCAACAUCAUCGACGUCAGUGAGAAGCUGCGCGGUACCGAGGGCGAGAAAUCUAUUCAGAAGUGGCUGCUGGACUCGCUACCUGACCUGAGCAAGAAGAAUAAGAAGGAGCUUAAGAAGCACGGUGUCAAGGCGCGACAGGUUUCUAAGCAGGUGGGCGAGGGUAAAGAGGGUGAUGGGAAGGGCUUGCGGAGGAUGAGGAUUAGUACGAAGAGUGGCUUUGAGAGACGCAUGGAGAAUCGGAGGAAGGGGGCUAUUGAGGCGAGUCGCAGUCGGAAGGCGAAUGAAGAGGAACGCGGUGGUGAUGUGAGUGAUGCUGGGAGUUGGAAUGGGUUGCAGGAUUAG
This is a messenger RNA of Penicillium daleae, 2214 nucleotides long. It is a transcript of the gene rok1, whose product is annotated as RNA-dependent ATPase ROK1. The coding region runs from base 1 to 2214 and encodes 737 amino acids. Gene Ontology annotation, biological process: maturation of SSU-rRNA. The record is from RefSeq and is a predicted model, not a curated record. Gene Ontology annotation, molecular function: ATP binding; RNA helicase activity; nucleic acid binding. The transcript has a single exon. Lineage: Eukaryota; Fungi; Ascomycota; Eurotiomycetes; Eurotiales; Aspergillaceae. Gene Ontology annotation, cellular component: 90S preribosome.